UAACAUUAAAAAAAAAGGAAACGUCAUAGAAAAGUAUUAAAAAUCUGGUAAACGCUGUGACUUGCAACCCUUUUCUUCUCCAGUAGAUUUGAUUUUCCCACUUUACACUUUCUCCACCGCUCCUGCAACAAUGUCGGCUGCUUUCAUUCCUUUAGAUCAUCAAUCUCACCACAACAUCCUCAUGGACUCCCAGCCUACUACUACUACUUCCCCUCAGGUGAAAACAGUGAAGAUUAGCAAUGUUUCACUCAACGUUUCCAAGAAAGAUGUCAAUGAGUUCUUUUCUUUCUCCGGUGACAUUCACUACGUCGAGAUGCGAAGCGAGACGCAAGAAACUCAGCUUGCUUAUGUUACUUUUAAAGAUCCACAAGGCGCAGAAACUGCUAUGCUCUUAACGGGAGCUGUCAUUGCUGAUCAUCGUGUCAGUAUUACUCCUGCUGUGAACUACGAGCUACCACCAGAAGCCCUUGCACUUGACUCGCAGGAAUACUCAUUCAAUGGCUUCACUGUCAAGAAAGCCGAACAUGUAGUAAGUAUUAUGAUGGAAAGAGGUUACGCUGUCGGCAAAGACGCAAUGGAGAAAGCCAAAGCCUUUGACGACAAACACAACUUGGUCUCAAACGCCUCGGCAACCAUCGCCUCCCUCGACAACAAGAUUGGUCUGAGCGAGAAGCUAAGCAUGGGAACAACCGUGGUCAACGAGAAGCUGAGAGAGGUGGACGAGCGGUAUCAAGUGAGGGAGAUCACGAAAUCUGCUCUAGCAGCUGCUGAGGAGAGAGCGAUCAGCGCAGGCACAGCUCUGAUGGCUAACCCUUACGUCUCAAGCGGAGCUUCUUGGUUAUCAAACGCCUUUGGUGCAGUGACAAAGGCCGUUAGAGCUGAGAAUGGAGGAGAGGGGAGGAAAGAGAUUAUUCAGCUUGAUGACACUUCACCUAAAGCUCCUGCUGUUGUUCCUGUUAGCUCGGUGGACACAGACUUCAUCACCAAACUAAGUUUCUAAAAGAUUGCAUUGUCUCAAACUCUCAUUCUUUGUGCAUAUAUAUGCUUUUACAUAUUCAUUUGUCAUCUUUUCAUUGCACAAACAUAAACUUUAUUGUUGUUUUGUUGGUUCUCAUUGUUUAGAAUUUUUUACCUUGAA
Molecule: messenger RNA, 1138 nt
Organism: Raphanus sativus (radish)
Lineage: Eukaryota; Viridiplantae; Streptophyta; Magnoliopsida; Brassicales; Brassicaceae
Product: binding partner of ACD11 1
Exons: 6
Coding region: 131-1000 (289 amino acids)
Molecular function (GO): RNA binding
Source: RefSeq, a predicted model, not a curated record